AUGGAGCAGGAGGAGAGCGAGCGCAAGGCGCUGAUCUGCACUCUGCAGAGGGAGGUCCAGCAGAAGGCGGAGCGAUUGACCGAGGUGGAGCUUCGAGUGAGGGACUCAGUACGUGAGAGGGUGGAGGAGGAGGAACGCCUAAAUCGCAGGCUGCGAGAAUACCAGUAUGGGCCCCCCAGCUCACGUGUCCCCCCUGUGUCUCUGCAGUAUGUGGUACAGACGGUGGAGGUGGAGUCGGGGGAAAUGAAGGCUGCGCUCAGCCAGGCGGAGGAGCAGACAUUGUACCUCCAGGAGCAGCUGGACAGACAUAACCGGACAUUGCAUGAGAUGAAGAAACAACUGCAACACGAACAGCAAGAGGCGGCCAAACUGCGAGCGCAGGUGGCGCUGUAUGCGGCAGAGUUGGAGCGGGUCCAGGCAGACAUGGUACAGGAGUUCCAGGUUCUCCAGGAGGAGAAGGCGCUGGCUGUGGCGGAGGCUUAUGACCAAGCCCAAGUGGAAAUGAGAGCCGUACACCACAGCCUGGAUGGUGUGCGCAAGAAUCUCCUUGUGCUGCAGCCAGCUCUGCGCACUCUCACCCAGGACUACAACGGUCUAAAGAGACAAGUGCGAGACUUUCCUGGCCUGCUGAACCAAGCCAUGAGAGAGACCCGCGAUGAGUUUUCCAAGGGCAUAAAAGGCGUUCAGGAUGCAAACACCGAACUGCUAUCUAAAUACAGAAGGGAACUUCACUUGCGCAAGGAGUGUCACAACCAGCUGGUGCGUCUACGAGGAAACAUUCGAGUCCUCGCUCGUGUUCGGCCAAUAACAGAUGAGGAUGGUACGGGCCCAUGUGCACAGAAUGUGGUUACCUUUGACCCAGAUGAUGAUGGGAUCCUCCAUGUGACACAUAAGGGGAAAUCUAUGAGCUUUGAGAUGGACAAAGUAUUUACACCAAGUGCCACCCAGGAGGAGGUUUUCAAAGAAGUGUCUCCACUCAUUACAUCCUGCUUGGACGGUUACAGUGUCUGUAUUUUGGCAUACGGUCAGACGGGUUCUGGUAAAACUUACAGCAUGGAGGGUCCUUCUGCUAAUCCAGGCAUAAACCAGCGGGCACUGCGCCUUCUCCUCUCCGAGGUCAGCAAGCGGUCUGAUUCCUGGGAGCACCAUCUAAGCGUCAGCAUGGCUGAGAUCUACAACGAGUCGCUGCGGGACCUGCUGGGUGCGGGCAAUAAUGCCUCUUUAGAUAUAAAGAUAUCUCCUGGCAGUGCCGGUGAGCUCUACGUUCCGGGUCUGACGCAGCAGAGUGUACGCGGCAUACAGGACAUCAACAAGAUCUUGGAGUUCGGACACAAACAACGAGCCACAGAACAUACCAACCUAAACACUCACAGCUCCCGCUCCCAUGCCCUCCUUAUCCUGACUGCACGGGGCCGGGAGACCAGCACUGGCAUCUGUACAACAGGGAAGCUCUAUCUGGUGGAUCUGGCUGGAUCAGAGAGGGUAUAUCGCGUUCAGGUGCUGCUGGGGAGCGCCUGCGGGAGGCCCAGUGCAUCAACCGCUCUUUGUCUGCUCUGGGUGACGUAUUCUCGGCGCUGCGCUCCAAUCAGGCCCACAUUCCAUAUCGAAACUCCAAGCUCACCUACUUACUGCAAGAGCCGCUCAGCCGAGAUGGCAAAGCUCUGCUCCUCUUACAGGUGUCCCCAGCUGAAAGGAACAUUAGUGAGUCGCUUUGCUCCCUCCGCUUUGGAGACCGAGUCCGAGCUGUGGAACUAG
Molecule: messenger RNA, 1755 nt
Organism: Staurois parvus
Lineage: Eukaryota; Metazoa; Chordata; Amphibia; Anura; Ranidae
Source: the annotation of a GenBank genome assembly